Durio zibethinus is the source of this 1227-nucleotide messenger RNA. RefSeq lists its product as uncharacterized. The record is from RefSeq and is a predicted model, not a curated record. Lineage: Eukaryota; Viridiplantae; Streptophyta; Magnoliopsida; Malvales; Malvaceae.
AUUAAAGCAACUGUUCUGCCCCCUAACAGUGCCACAACAAUGAACCGCAAACCACCAUAAUUUCGACAUUCUGACUGGCACAACCAACAAUCAGUCGAGACUAUCCAAUAACAACAAAAUUAAAGGGCUUUAAAUUCUUUGAAACGCGACCUAACUAACCAAUACUACUAGUUUGACAGAAAAAUGUCCCGAGGAAUUCUAGCGGUCGGCACUACUUAGAAUCCGCCACGUGUCAAUAAAAAGGACAAUCAGAUUAUUUCAUGCCUUAAAGAGGGUCCCACCAGAUCCUUAUCUUCAGUAAUAUCCCAACUCGGUACUCGGCAGAAUCUUCAAAAAUAAAAUCACCAUAAAACUACCGAAAAUCCUUUAUCAUCUUCUUCUUCUUCUUCUUCUUAAAAUGAGCUUAGGGUGAGGGUUUUAUUCCACUACAACCAUGUCUAUUUUAACUAACCCCUAAUAACUGUCCCAUUGAAUUUAGAAAGAAAAACCAAAACCCACGAAAAUGUCAACAUCAUCAUCACCGUCAUCAUCAGCCUUCAUGGUGAUCUGUCUCCUCCACUCGGUGAUCGCCUUAUCAAGCGGCGCGCUCAUGAUGUUCAACAUGAAGGAAAUCUACACCUUCACGCACGGGAUAGAGACCGCCACGAAACUCCUGGGCUCGACCCCUCAUGAUCAGCUCUUGAUCCGGACCUCCGAUUCUUUCUCGGGUUUGCUCUUAUUCGCUAUUGGGUUUUUUCUUUUCAUGGUCUCUUUUGUUAAAGACAAGGAGUUUCAAUCCUUCUUUGCCAAAGGCUGCACGAUUUUGCAUGUUUUCGUGGCGAUCUGGAGGUUCUGUUUCGAGAGAAUAGUGGAGGAUUUGGCUUGGGAUUGGCUUAGACAGACAGUUGGCGAUAUUUUGUUAGCUCUUUCUUGGGUAUUCUUUUUGGUUUACUCUUGGAGAGAAAAGUAUGAUUAGAUUUAAUUUUUCUGUUUAAAUUUACAUUUUCUUUUUAGCUGUUUCUUUUUUUUUCUUUUUUUUUUCCUAAACAGUUGGUAUUUUUUAAUUUUUAUUUUGUAAGUUGGAGGUGUAUAUUUUGUGAAGUUCAGAAAUGUGGGUUCUUUUGAAAUGUAGUGUAAGAUUAUUGGGUAUGAGUCAGAAUUUGAGAAAAUUCUCACCUUUGUGUUUUAUUUACACUUGCAAUGAUACAUUUGCUAUUUGUAAAUCUUUCUUUCUUGGUAUUUUUUUUG